AUGGUCUAUCAAGAUCACCCUACGAAGUUCGUAAUUCUUAGACCGUUAACUCAUAAACGGGCUGAAGAAGUAGCCUACGUGUUAAUUGAUAUUUUUACAACAUUUGGAGCCCCGGCAAUUUUGCAAAGUGAUAUGGAAGGGAAUUCGCCAAUAAAGUUAUUAUUGAGUUGUGUAGUAUGUGGGAAGAACUUAAGAUUGUCCACGGAAAGCCUAGACACUCACAAAGUCAAGGGUCUGUUGAAAGGGCCAACCAAGAUAUUCAAAAUAUUCUCGCAACAUGGUUAG
Macrosiphum euphorbiae (potato aphid) is the source of this 285-nucleotide messenger RNA. The record is from the annotation of a GenBank genome assembly. Lineage: Eukaryota; Metazoa; Arthropoda; Insecta; Hemiptera; Aphididae.